AUGAUUUGGAUUGUGUUACUUGCGGUGAUACCUAUGGCAUGGGGUCAAAGCUGCCAGUGCAGUAUCUUCCAAGUUCGAAGCAGAGAUGCCAACGGUAUCCCUGUCGAUAAAUCGUCCGAACUAUGGAGACUUACUGAGACUCCUGCUGGCGGAUGUGCCGCGGCAGAAGUUAUCAAUUGCGAAAAUAAUUGCAUUCAAACCUUCCGAAACUGGAAGGCCAACAACACAAUGUAUUCUAUCGCCCCUGGUACAAAUGGACGUGACUAUGGCUCAUAUUUCUGUAUGUCCACCGGAUCUGUCGUACCCCCUGGCUACCCGCUAGAGGCAUUGCAUCAGAUCGUGUCCUGUUAUGAUUGGAUCAGCUCAACUGAAGUGGAUAACCGCCAGAACUUGUGUUGCAAUGGUGACACUUGGAACUUCUGGGACUGUCCAUAUAACGAACCUACAACCGCUGCUCCAUUUGACGUUUAACAUGACAGAUGAUGAAAAAUUGAAAUUUAUUAUUUGUUAAAUUUUGACAAUGAAAUAUAAGU
Messenger RNA from Owenia fusiformis, 533 nucleotides. Lineage: Eukaryota; Metazoa; Annelida; Polychaeta; Sabellida; Oweniidae. The record is from the annotation of a GenBank genome assembly.